This is a messenger RNA of Malus domestica (apple), 1695 nucleotides long. Its product is annotated as vacuolar histidine transporter YPQ3-like. NCBI's taxonomy places the organism in Eukaryota, Viridiplantae, Streptophyta, Magnoliopsida, Rosales, Rosaceae. Gene Ontology annotation, cellular component: membrane. The record is from RefSeq and is a predicted model, not a curated record.
CUCAUACACACAGAGAGGGAAGUGAGAGAGAGAGAGAGAGAAGCGAAGAGGAGAGAGAGAGGGAAUGGGAAUGGGAUUGCUGGGGAGCUCAACAAUCCCAUUGGGAGUGGGAAUGGGAGGAGUAGUGGGCGAGCAUUGCUGGGAAUGGGGGAGAAAGUACUUGAAGUACGAACUCUGCAGCGUGAAGGACGGCAUGUCGUUGGCGCUGGGUGUAAUCAGCGUACUCAGUUGGGGUGUCGCUGAGGUUCCCCAAAUCAUCACCAACUACAAGGCCAAAUCCAGUCAAGGCCUCUCUCUUGCUUUCUUGAUCACUUGGAUUAUCGGGGACCUGUUUAACCUUUUUGGCUGCCUGUUAGAACCAGCUACUCUUCCAACACAGUACUAUACAGCAAUUUUGUAUUUAACAACCACAUUGGUUCUUUCUGUACAGACCAUAUACUAUGGUUAUGUAUAUCCUCGUCUUAAUAAUUUGAGACAGAAAAAGGGUUCCAAGACUAAUCCGGCUGAGGUUCCAGGAAAAGCUAGUGGCAGGGUUAAUGUGAUUGACACCCCCUCUGCAGGAAAUGAAUGGACUUCACCCAUUCUUUGUCCCAAUAUUUCUCCUGGACGAGAAUCAUACUACAUAUCGGCAAGAUCUUUAUCAAGGAGUCACACCCCUUCAGAAGGAUUUCAUGCAGCACAAAGAAAAAUUCUUCCAUUUAAUCGUAAUCGAAAUCCAAAUGAAGAGCCCUUGCUUGGUGCACUUGCAUCUACACAGUCUGCACCAUCUAAUAAUGUCAAGACUACGCUGUGUGUGGUCUCGCUGAUGACCCUCUUUUGCACUUUUAAUCAACGAUCAGUUGAUUUAAUUGUUGACAAUCCAAAUCGAGGAGUAGUGAUGCAAGUAGGAAGAAGGCUGUUGCAGGUAAAUAGUGGGCUGUUGCGAGAAAUGGGUACUAAACAUAGCAGUGGGAUAGGAAGUUUCCUUGGUUGGGGAAUGGCAGUUAUUUACAUUGGUGGACGGUUUCCCCAAAUUUACUUAAAUAUCCGCAAGGGGAAUGUUGACGGGCUUAAUCCUUUUAUGUUCAUCUUUGCUGUUGUUGGAAAUGCAGCUUACGUCGCAAGCAUUUUGGUGAACAGCAUGGAGUGGUCGAAAAUCAGUCCGAAUCUUGCGUGGCUGGUGGAUGCUGGAGGAUGCAUGCUUCUGGAUAUUUUUAUACUACUUCAAUUCUUCCAAUACUGGAGACACCGAAAUGUAGGGGGUAAGGAUAGACACUCCAAUGCAGCCUAGUGAAGGAAUCACAUAAAAAACUUCAAGGAUUCAGAAUUUUCCAGGGAGCCAUGUACGUGAAUGAAUCUUCGUCGCUACCUUUUCGGGAUUUCUUCCAAUCCGAUCUGAUCCCGUCCAGUUUCGUCGAUUCUGCAUCCUUACAUUGGCAGACGAGAUCGGUGUCUGCAAUUUUCAGCUGUUACAUUCAGAAUUGUUUUUGUUGCUACUUAUCCUUACUUCGCCCCCAGCUAUAGCUGUUGACAGUGUUAUUUUUCAAUUUUCCAGUUUUGCCUUACUGGGAAUUGACAACAAAGAACAUCUUUUUUUCUUUAAAAAAAAAAUAAACUACAAAAUUUUCGUACUUUGUAAAUCAGGAUUUAACGCUUAUUAAGCGCAGAGGAGAGGCACAUUGUUGUAGUCAACUUGGUCCGAGCAUCAGGGUUUAA